Messenger RNA from Gracilinanus agilis (Agile Gracile Mouse Opossum), 819 nucleotides. RefSeq names its product testis specific serine kinase 6 (gene TSSK6). The transcript has a single exon. Gene Ontology annotation, biological process: protein phosphorylation; intracellular signal transduction; microtubule cytoskeleton organization. Gene Ontology annotation, molecular function: ATP binding; tau-protein kinase activity; protein serine/threonine kinase activity. NCBI's taxonomy places the organism in Eukaryota, Metazoa, Chordata, Mammalia, Didelphimorphia, Didelphidae. Gene Ontology annotation, cellular component: cytoplasm. The record is from RefSeq and is a predicted model, not a curated record. The coding region runs from base 1 to 819 and encodes 272 amino acids.
AUGUCUGGAGACAAACUCUUGAAUGAGCUGGGCUACAAGCUGGGCCGCACCAUCGGGGAGGGGAGCUACUCCAAGGUUAAGGUGGCCACCUCCAAGAAGUACAAGGGCACGGUGGCCAUCAAGGUGGUGGACCGGCGGCGGGCCCCCCCGGACUUUGUCAACAAGUUCCUGCCCCGGGAGCUCUCCAUCCUGCGCGGCAUCCGCCACCCGCACAUCGUGCACGUCUUCGAGUUCAUCGAAGUGUGCAACGGGAAGCUGUACAUCGUCAUGGAGGCUGCUGGCACCGACCUACUGCAGGUGGUGCAGCGCAGUGGGCACAUCCCGUGCGCCCAAGCGCGCGAGCUUUUUGGCCAAAUAGUGGGCGCUGUGCGCUACCUGCAUGACCACCACCUGGUGCACCGCGACCUCAAAUGCGAGAACGUGCUGCUGAGCCCCGACGAGCGGCGCAUCAAGCUCACGGACUUCGGCUUUGGCCGCCAGGCGCACGGCUACCCGGAUCUCAGCACCACCUACUGCGGCUCUGCCGCCUACGCGUCUCCCGAGGUGCUCCUGGGCAUCCCCUACGACCCCAAGAAGUACGACGUUUGGAGCCUGGGCGUCGUGCUCUACGUCAUGGUCACCGGCUGCAUGCCCUUCGACGACUCGGACAUCGCGGGCCUGCCCCGCCGCCAGAAGCGCGGCGUCCUCUACCCCGACGGCCUCGAGCUGGCCGAGCGCUGCAAAGCGCUCAUCGCAGAGCUGCUGCAGUUCAGCCCGUCCGCGCGACCCUCCGCUGGUCAGGUCGCCCGCAACAGCUGGCUGCGCGGCGAGGCUUGCUAG